GAGGAGGAGGAGGAGGAAGGUCUGCAGGUGAUCAGGACAUUUGCCUGUCAAAACGGUCAUGACAUUCCUUCGGUUAGCGGCGCGAAGCUGCAGAACUCUGACCGAUCUUCGUUGUCCGCCUGGCGGCUUCAUGACCUGCAGAAGCACCGUUUCAUACAUCCAGGGCCAGAGUCCCGAACCCCGCAUCAGGGAGUAUUUCUACUACAUCGACCAUCAAGGACAGCUUUUUCUCGAUGACACUAAAGUGAAGAACUUUGUCACCUGCUUUAAAGAUAAACAGUUCUUGGUUUUCUUCUUCAGUCGCCUGCGGAUAAAUCAGAGCGGGCGUUACGAGGACAAUUUUCCUUUCCUGUCUCUGUGCGGUAGAGAGAGGAACUUCCUGCGCUGUGACGACAAGCCGGUGGUUUUCACGCACCUGUUGCCCAACCCAGCAGGAGACCAGGAGCUGCUCUCGUAUUGUGGCGGCGCAGAGAAGCUCUCUGUUCCUUUCCAACCAGAGGCGCUGUACAUGCAUCCAGUCAGCGGUCGGGUUUAUCAUCCUGGACUAGAGCGCUCAGGCGGGGUCGGACUGGUCAGGUCGUCCCUGGCCAUAGAGCUCAGUCCCAGCUUUGUUUAUCCACCAGAGAGUGGCCAGUCGGGACAGCCCACACACUUUCUGUGGAAAGGACAGAAGCACAGACUGACCAAUGAGCUGGCAGGAUGCUUCCCAGCAAUAGAAGAUGGCAGUGGACAGCAGGGGAAGCUGAGAUGAUCUUCAAAACUGUUAAUAAAAUCUAAAGUAUCCGUUUUCAUCUCUGGCAAGCUAAAAGCUGCUGCUGUAGUUCAGCUCUGUGUAUUCAUGUGAGAGAACAGUACAGUGAUAAGAUUGCAUCUCGUGUUGCAUUGUUCCGCUUUGAGUUUGGUCUUAAUCAAUAACAACAAAUCCCCAAGGGGCAAUUUGAAAAAUGAAGGUUGUAUUUUCUCUUUUGUUUUGCUUAUUUUAUGUCCUCACAUUGUUGUAAAAUAACAAAAUUACUGCUAAAUGUUGAAAAAGUUGCCAAAUAAAGGUGGCGUGAACUGAA
Molecule: messenger RNA, 1061 nt
Organism: Poeciliopsis prolifica (blackstripe livebearer)
Lineage: Eukaryota; Metazoa; Chordata; Actinopteri; Cyprinodontiformes; Poeciliidae
Gene: cunh8orf82
Product: chromosome unknown C8orf82 homolog
Exons: 4
Coding region: 59-751 (230 amino acids)
Source: RefSeq, a predicted model, not a curated record